AUGCAGUAUGGUGGCCGGGAUAUCCAAGAGGAGAGGGGAAGAGCUAUGGGGAGGUUAUGGAGGGAGGUGGGUGGCAGUGGUGCCCCUGUCCCUAGCUGUCCCCCCCCAGACGCCAUGGUGUGGCCACACGCAGUGGGGCAGGUACAGGAGCUGGCUGUGCACUGCUACUGCUGCUGUGUGCCAAUGGUGCCCUUUGGCAUAGGCACUGGGGCUGCCGGUGCUGCCUGUGCCCAGCCCCUGUGUGCCCCAUGGCAGAGUGGCAUCUGCUUUGACCUGACCUGCAUAGAUGCCAUGGAACUGAGCCUUGAGGACUUUCUGGUGGCAGUAGAGCCCGGUGUCACCUGCAAGGCCCUCAACAGCCACCUACAGGGCACUGGGCUCUGGUUCCCUGUUGACCCUGGUGAGAAUGCCUCACUACGUGGCAUGACGGCCACGGGCACCUCAGGCACCAACAUGGUGUGUUUUGGCACCAUGCACCCCAAUGUGCUGAACCUGCAUGUGGUACUGUCAGACAGGUGUCUCCUCCACACUGCGGAUGCCAGGUGCCAGCCCAGGAAGAGGGUGGCUGGCUAUGACCUGACCUCACUGUUCAUGGGCUCCAGGGGCACCCUGGGCUUCCUCACACAGGCCAUGCUACACCUGCACCCCCUGCUCGAGGCUAGCGCUGCCACUGCCUUCCCCAGCAUACAGGCAGUCAUGGAUUGCACCGUGCAGGUCCUUCAGACUAUUGCGCUUGUGGCACACAUUGAGUUCCUGGAUGAGUUGAUGGUGAGUACCUGCAGCCGCUUCAACAGCAUGGAGCUGCCGGUGGUCCUCAUGCUGUUCCUGGAGCUCCACGGCUCCUGGCACAGCUUGGCCAAGUAG
Molecule: messenger RNA, 864 nt
Organism: Melopsittacus undulatus (budgerigar)
Lineage: Eukaryota; Metazoa; Chordata; Aves; Psittaciformes; Psittaculidae
Product: probable D-lactate dehydrogenase, mitochondrial
Exons: 5
Coding region: 1-864 (287 amino acids)
Biological process (GO): lactate catabolic process
Cellular component (GO): mitochondrion
Molecular function (GO): D-lactate dehydrogenase (cytochrome) activity; D-lactate dehydrogenase (NAD+) activity; FAD binding
Source: RefSeq, a predicted model, not a curated record